AUGGCCAACUCGGAUACCCACACAGCCUUCUUCUACGGAACCUUGAUGGCCCCCGGCGUUCUUCACCGCGUGAUCGACGGCACACACAGUCCGUCCGAGUCCCAGGCGUCUCGUCUGACGAUUCGUCCCGCCCUCUUGCAUUCUUACACGCGCCAUCGCGUCCGCAACGCGGACUACCCGGCCAUAUUACCCUCGCCUGACGUGUCGACGGCUUGUGUCCGCGGCAGCCUCGUGACGGGCUUGACGUCCGCCGACCUCUACAGACUCGACAUCUUCGAAGGAGACCAGUACGUUCGACGAAAAGUCCGCGUGCAGGUUCUCAAGGACGUCGGGCUCGACGAGGUCGCGCCCACAGACUCUGCGCACGUCCUGGAAGAAGUCGAGGCCGAGACGUACGUGUGGGACGAGGGCGAAGCGACACUCGAGCCGAAAGAGUGGGAUUUCGAGGAGUUCAAGCGGGACAAGAUGAAGGCGUGGAUGGGUAUGGCUCAGAGUGAAGAGGUAGAAGUGGACGGGGGAUUUGCCGACGUAGACCGCGCCGUGGCGGAGCAGGAAAAGGCACUUCAGGGGGAAGGACAAAAUCACGAUCCUAUGGGAGGACGAGGUGCGAAUGGGCAUAUUACAAGGCAAUUAGAGGAGGCAGCCGUAUAG
Molecule: messenger RNA, 651 nt
Organism: Exophiala spinifera
Lineage: Eukaryota; Fungi; Ascomycota; Eurotiomycetes; Chaetothyriales; Herpotrichiellaceae
Exons: 1
Coding region: 1-651 (216 amino acids)
Source: RefSeq, a predicted model, not a curated record